This is a messenger RNA of Chondrus crispus (carragheen), 841 nucleotides long. Its product is annotated as 20S core proteasome subunit alpha 1. NCBI's taxonomy places the organism in Eukaryota, Rhodophyta, Florideophyceae, Gigartinales, Gigartinaceae. Gene Ontology annotation, cellular component: proteasome core complex, alpha-subunit complex; cytosol; nucleus. Bases 1 to 756 code for a protein of 251 amino acids. Gene Ontology annotation, biological process: ubiquitin-dependent protein catabolic process. The transcript has 2 exons. The record is from RefSeq and is a predicted model, not a curated record.
AUGAGCCGCGGCAGCAGCGCCGGCUAUGACCGCCACAUCACGAUCUUCUCGCCGGAGGGCCGUCUCUUCCAAGUCGAGUACGCCUUCAAAGCGGUCAAGGGGCCCGGCAUCACCGCGAUCGCGGUGCGCGGCAAGGACAGCGUGUGCGCCGUCACGCAGAAGAAGGUGCCCGACAAGCUCAUCGACCCCUCCUCCGUGUCGUCGGCCUUCCGCCUCUCGGAGAACCACGGCUGCAUCGCGACGGGCAUCAUCACCGACGCCAAGGCCAUGGUCCAGCGCACCCGAUCGGAGGCCGCCGAAUUUAAGUUUAACUACGCCUACGAGAUCCCCGUCGAGUACCUGGCCAGGCGCGUCGCCGACGAGAACCAGAUCUACACCCAGCACGCGUACAUGCGGCCCCUCGGCGUGUCCCUCACCAUCAUUGGUAUGGAUGAGGAGGAGGGGCCCGCGCUGUAUAAGUGCGAUCCAGCGGGGCAUUACGUCGGCUAUCGCGCUUGCGCGGCCGGCGCGAAGGAACAGGAGGCCCUCAAUUUCUUACAGAACAAGUUCAAGAGCGGCGAUGGCUCCAUCGGCGUGGAGUUGUCAGAGAAAGAUACCAUCCAGACGACGAUUGCAGCGUUGCAGAAUGUACUGUCGGCCGACUUCAAACCAGAGGAAAUCGAGGUCGCCGUCGUGUCGAAGAGCAAUCCAAAGUUUCACCUGCUCGAAGCAAAGGAAAUUGAGGACCACCUGACCGCUCUGGCAGAAAGAGACUAACCAGACUCAGUUUUUGACGUAGCCCGCGUUACCAAAGAUGAAGCGCGGUCCAUCUCGGUGUAAAGAAAAGUUGGAUUUGCACCUU